GCCGCCAGUGACCUGCGGCUGUGGCGCAACCUUGUGGCGGCUCCGCUGACGGAGGAGUUCGUGUUCCGCGCCUGCAUGGUCCCGCUGCUCAGGAUGGAGGGCCUGAGCAACACGCGAGUGGUGCUGCUGACGCCGCUCUUCUUCGGAGCGGCGCACCUGCACCACGCGGGGGAGCUGGUACGGCACCAGCGGCUGAGCUGGGGGCGGGCUGCAGCCAUGGUCUGCUUCCAGAUGGCCUACACAACCGUGUUCGGUUGGCUCGCCACCUUCCUCUUCCUGCGCACAGGGCACCUGGCGGCGCCGCUAGCAGCCCAUGCCUUCUGCAACUGGGUGGGUUUCCCGCCGCUUGCCGACAUGGCAGCCCACCCGCGGGCGCCCAUGCUGCUGUUGGUGACGGCGGCGGGCGCGGCGGCGUUCGGGUUGCUGCUGCCUCGGAUGACAGCGCCACAGCGCUACCAGCAAGACUUUUACGGGGGGUGGUAAGUCAAAUGAGGAAUUGCGGAGAAGCACUGACCGUGGCCGUAGGAGGGCUAUAGGAGGGCCAUAGGCUGGGGGACGGCGAGGAAGGGAGAAGCAGGUAGGCGGACGGGCAAGAGGAGGAAGGCUUGGGAGUUUGGACACAGCUAGAAUGCGGGAGCCAAGGCAGCUUGCGUGGGUGUAUUACAGCAGUGGUGGAGCAGCGGUGAUCGUGUCAAGAGGUGUGAUGGUGGUGGUGGUGGUGGCGUGUGAUGGUGGUGGUGGUGGUGGCGUGUGAUGGUGUGCUGUGUGUGGCGGGGGGGUGCGCAUGGAGGCAGCAGGCGGCGUCGCAGCCGGGGGCUGCUUGCGGGGCCGAGCGUGAAGGAGACGACCUGGGCGGAGGUGCACGAAAGCGUGGCCGGGGAGUGGAAGAGGGGUCAUGUGCUGCUGGUGCUGGCGUCUGGAUGCAGUAGGUAGGGAAGGCGACGGCGUUUGGACACAGCAUGGCGGAUUGGAAGCAGCUGAGGGGCUUCCUAAGGCCGGGUAGAAUGCAGGAAGGAGGAAGGAAGGAUCGCUGGAAGGGUGUGCGUGCAGUGAGGGGCAUUUUACAAAGUUGUGAGCGGUUUAGGACUGUCUGGAGGUGGCAUGUGCGUUUACCGAUGGUGGUUGUUAAAGUCCCGGCAUGCGCACAGAGCAAGGAUCCGGGAGUCUGCGACCGAAAGGGACGCCGCAGGAACCCUAUUCCACGACAAGUUGGGUAAUCAGUCCUACAAUAAUUGUCUCCAGUAGCGACCUAGCGGCACGACAUUACGCGUUACAUUACGUGUGCUGUUGCGGUUGUUAACGGCAACAGGUCGCAACGGGUGUGUAUGGAAGCAGGUGUACGACAAGGGUGUCCUUUGGCGCCUUUGCUGUACUUGUUUGCUGCGCAAGCCCUUUUGUGUUGGUUACAGCACUGCCAGGUUGGUGUGGCGCUUGAUCCGUUGGAUUCCUCCCUUACCACAGCUGUUCAGUUUGCUGAUGACACUGAAGUGGUGUUGCGAGGGCCUGAUGCGGUGGGGGAUUUCCUCCAGCACAUGGAGACGUUUGCGAAGGCGUCGGGUCAACGCUUGAAUUUGGACAAGGUAGAGCUCUUGCCAAUAGGGGUUCAGACGGGUACUGAGGGGCAGCAGGUUAUUCAUGGAGUGUCGGUAGCUCGUACGGCAGUGGCGCUUAAUGUGCCUUUUACUAACUCGGACACGGUUCCGGGUCUUGACUGGAGCAAACGGUUUCAGGAAGCGGAGAACCGCUUACAGAAGUUGGCUCGCCUUCCACUUUCCAUUUUUGGUAGGGCUACCGGCGCAGCUGCUUAUGCUUUGCAUACGGUAACUUGGCACAUGGAGCAUUCCGGUUUGCCUCCGGGUGAUCAGUUGGACAACCUGGGGAGGUUGGUGGCUAAGUUUAUUGAUCGGCACCAGGGUCCGCAGGAUAGGGAGCGUCGUGCCACGGGUGUUCCGGGUAGGCUGUUAGCAGGUCACCCCAGGGCAGGGGGGUUUGGUGCCUUGCCUUUGAUUGAGCAUAUUCGGGCCCGUUUUGCUUGUUGGGGUGCCCGUUUAGUUUGUUCCGCCGUGAUGCCAAGGGAUUCCUUACAUCCCUGGCAGCGUGCUUUGCUUCUGUACCUUCGGCGGUUGCAUCCGGCUUUUGGUCCCCUAUCAUUGUUGACAGCGUCCAGGAGGGGGCCUUGGUUGGGUGUGGAUGGUUUGCCUGAGGAUAUUCGUCGGGUUGUGACUUCUAUGGCAAUUUUACCGCCAGUUACUGACAUUGGGUCGGAGCCUUUGGUACCGGGUAGCUGGUGUUGGGGUGUUCCGUUGUGGGGUAACCCUUUCUUGCCGGUUGGGCUGCCGGGCCAACCUGGUGUGUUGGGUUUGGAACACCACUAUCCGGUGCUCGUUCAUUGCCAUGCCCUGCGUUCAUUGGGUAUGUGUGUGGCUGCCCUGGCUCAACUUCGUUGUUUUGAGGACACGUGGGAUUCUGCGUUGUUGAACGGUGUGUCGGGGGUUGCUGAGGGCAGGGUGAUGGCGAGGUGCUGGUCCGCUCUUGUACGUCGGUUUUUGGACCCGGCGUCCCCGGAUGCCUGUGCUCUUUGUUCGUUGCCUAGGUGUCGUGAUCUUUUGACGUCUCUUGCGUCGUUGUUGGGUGCGGUGCCUGUGGCUUGGGUGGAGGCUGCUGAGACUUUUCUUGUUGAUGCCUUGCCGCCCCAACCUCCGCCGGCUUCUGAGGUUGAUGCUUGGCAGGUUUUGGUUCCACGUUUGGGGUGGCAGUUGCCUCAUGUUGGCGCCGUUCCUUUGAGGCAUCUGUCGGUUCGGAUGGCUACCGUUCUUCAGCUUGGGGGUGUGUUUGAGGAACGUGCUGGGUUGCAUGCGGCUUUUAUUCGGGAGGCCCUGGGGUUACCUGCUACCCAGCAGCUUCCUGAGGGUGUCUUGGAUGGCCUUCGUGAUUCUUUCCAGCGUCUUUGGUCGAUUCGUUGGGAGAAUGGUUUCAAGGAAGCGUUUUGGCGUCUUUCUAUUGAUGGGGUUCCCUUGCUGGGGAGUUCUCAUAUGUCUAGGGCUCGUCCGGAAUGUUGUGGUUGUGGGUCCGUUGUCUUGGGGGUGUCUCCGCGGUUGCAUUUUUUCUGGGCUUGUCCUGUUGCUCGUGCUGUGGUUGAGCAGCUUGAGGUCACGCUGGGUGUUGCGGUUCCUCGGGCUGCCUUGUGGUUGGCGUUGCCUCCUUCGGGCGUGCAGCAGUGCGUUUGGGAUGUUGUUGUUUUGGCUGCUUUGUCCGCUAUGGAGGAGGGUCGGCGGUUGUUACGGGCUCGUGUACGUGAGUCCGGUUCUGCGGGUGUUGUGCCUGGGCUUGCUGAUGUGGUGGCCCUGUCUGCUGUUUCCUGGUUCUGGGGUCAGCUUCGGGGUUUUGCUUGUUUGGGUGUUCCCCGUCGGGGAUGGGCUGGGGUUGGCCCUUCUCAUCCUUUCUUACGUAUUGUUGGCGGGCGGUUUUCUGUGGGCCGUUGAGCGUCCUGUUUUUGGCCCUGUUGUCUUUGGGGUGGUGUGUUCGUGGCUUCCGGUUUGGGUUGUCAUAUGCCCUAGAUGAGGUUUGUCGAGGUUUGCUGAGGGGCCUUUUGUGGCUUCUACCCUCUUGUUUCCCUCCUGAGGUUUCUUUUAGGGCUAUGUCUCCCAUCUUGUUGGCCCGUUGUGGUGCUGUCUCUACGGUUUGCUCCGUUUCUUUUGCAAUGUAGGGUUGGGUUCAUCACCCGUGUUCCCUUUUAGGGCACCAUUGUAACGGUCAUUCAUUCAUUACGCACGGCGCUGAGGUGCGUGCUUUAGUUAAGUCUGCCUAGCCCUACCUACCCAGCUAGGGUCCCACUUUUCUUCUGACCAGCGGCAUGUUCAUCCGAUCCAAUCUAAUCCGUAUUAACUUAAAUAAGUUUCAUGUACAGAUAUGUGGUAUCUGCGGCUCUGCAUGAGUUCACUACCCUCCUUACGACAUGUGUGAGCUAGGCAACAUCCCAAGGUUGUUUGCGUUGGUUUCCAAUAAGGAAGGUUGCGGAUACUAAAUGAUAUUUACGACUAAUCAUCCCGAAUACGGGCUGGGCUUAAGACGAUGUUUAAACAUUAGUAAGGGUGGCUAAGUGGGGCCAAAGUGGAC
This is a messenger RNA of Astrephomene gubernaculifera, 4116 nucleotides long. Lineage: Eukaryota; Viridiplantae; Chlorophyta; Chlorophyceae; Chlamydomonadales; Astrephomenaceae. The record is from the annotation of a GenBank genome assembly.